GGCGGAGCCGUAGCUUUCCAGCUGUCAAAUCUCGGAUCUUUGCCCUCUGUUCAUGCUCACCUACGCCUUCCCUCCGUGAGCAACAAGCCGAGGCGGCGCCGUCCAUGCGAUGGGCGGGUUUCGUGCGUAAACGACGGGGAAAGAGCACGAGGAUGGACGGUUCUGGAGUUCGCUGCACGGCACGCGGCUUCUUCCGUCAUUGCGUUUCCAUGCCCUAGCUUCAGGUAAUUGCUGAUUCCAGAUACCGCGACUCUUGAGGUGGUUUGUGCAUUGAAGAGAGAUGGUGGGCAGCGUCGACGGAACCCGCGGUUCUUCCCAUUCUAACGGACCUGUUAGCUGCUCUAAUGGCGCGGAAGAGAGGUUGGAUGAGCUCCGUCGGCUCCUGGGCAAAUCAGAGGGUGACCUGCUCAAGAUCGUCGGCGUCGGCGCCGGGGCGUGGGGCAGCGUCUUUGCUGCCCUCUUGCAGGAUGCGUACGGCCAGUUCCGCGAUAAGGUACAAAUCAGAAUAUGGAGGCGUCCUGGGCGGCCCGUCGACCGCUCCACCGCAGAGCAUCUCUUCGAGGUGAUCAACUCGAGGGAGGAUGUCUUGAGGCGGCUGAUCAGGCGGUGCGCGUAUCUGAAGUACGUCGAGGCGAGGCUCGGCGACCGCACGUUAUACGCAGACGAGAUCUUGAGGGAUGGAUUCUGCUUGAACAUGAUUGACACGCCGAUUUGCCCGCUGAAGGUCGUGACCAAUCUGCAGGAGGCAGUGUGGGACGCUGAUAUCGUGGUGAACGGCUUGCCAUCAACGGAGACGAGGGAGGUGUUCGGGGAGAUUAGCCGGUAUUGGAAGGAGAGGAUCGGUGCACCAAUCAUCAUAUCUCUGGCCAAGGGCAUAGAGGCAGCUUUGGAUCCGGUUCCGCGGAUCAUAACACCUACACAGAUGAUUAACCAUGCAACUGGAGUUCCUAUUGAGAACAUUCUCUAUGUUGGUGGGCCAAACAUUGCUUCAGAGAUUUACAACAAGGAAUAUGCUAACGCUCGGAUAUGUGGAGCCGAAAAAUGGAGGAAACCACUCGCAAAGUUUUUGAGGCAGCCUCAUUUUAUCGUAUGGGAUAAUAGUGACCUUGUCACACAUGAGGUUAUGGGAGGGUUGAAGAACGUCUACGCUAUUGGUGCUGGGAUGAUAGCAGCUCUAACCAAUGAAAGCGCUACUAGCAAAUCGGUAUAUUUUGCGCAUUGCACAUCAGAGAUGAUAUUCAUCACUCACCUCUUGGCUGAAGACCCAGAGAAGUUAGCUGGACCACUGCUAGCUGACACAUAUGUGACCCUAUUGAAAGGUCGCAAUGCAUGGUAUGGUCAGAUGUUGGCCAAGGGUGAGAUUAGUCUGGACAUGGGUGAUAGUAUCAAGGGAAAAGGGACAAUUCAGGGCGUCUCUGCUGUGCAUGCAUUUUAUGAACUCCUAAGUCAACCCAGCUUAAGCGUUUUGGAUCCUGAAGAACAGAAGCACGUUGCACCAGUUGAGCUGUGCCCCAUUAUGAAAACGCUUCACAAGAUAUUGAUCAAGAGGGAACUCCGGACAAACGCAAUCCUUCAAGCACUGAGAGAUGAAACAAUGAACGAUCCUCGUGAUCGGAUCGAGCUGGCACAAAGCCAUGCUUUCUACAGACCGUCGCUUCUUGGUCAUGACCAUUGAUGCAACAUCGUAUAUCGACCGUUGUAAUUGAGUGUCAGAAUUCAGUGCACUGUAAAGCUUAUUGUUCAGGCAGUGGAUUUUGCAUGAAUUGCUUUGAAUUACCAGUGGAUUCUGAAGCAAAUGUCAAAUGUCCAUUAAGCAUGACAGGUUGAGUCGGGAGCUUGUGGGAUGAUAGUAUCUAAGAUAGAGCACACCUAUUUGGUGAGACACUCGAAUCCAAUAGCCAUCCCUUGGACAUCUUCAAGUGGCAUUUUGAGUAUCAUCAAACCUCAUCAGCUUGAUCAGAUGAGCUUUCAGGAAUCAUUGUACCAAUUGUGGCCAAAAGAAGAGAUCAUCAUCACAUAAUUGUGCAUUGAGCACGAGAUGUUAAGAAAAUGUGUGAGAAAGCAUUAUUGUUUUGAGAUACAUGUAUUUUCAUGUGUGUGGUCUCCAAAUAGAAGGCUUUUCCAUACAAUUCUUGAUUGUUA
Musa acuminata subsp. malaccensis (wild Malaysian banana) is the source of this 2142-nucleotide messenger RNA. Its product is annotated as probable glycerol-3-phosphate dehydrogenase [NAD(+)] 1, cytosolic. NCBI's taxonomy places the organism in Eukaryota, Viridiplantae, Streptophyta, Magnoliopsida, Zingiberales, Musaceae. The record is from RefSeq and is a predicted model, not a curated record. Gene Ontology annotation, biological process: carbohydrate metabolic process; glycerol-3-phosphate catabolic process. Gene Ontology annotation, cellular component: cytosol; glycerol-3-phosphate dehydrogenase (FAD) complex. Gene Ontology annotation, molecular function: NAD binding; glycerol-3-phosphate dehydrogenase [NAD(P)+] activity.